Molecule: messenger RNA, 7649 nt
Organism: Marmota monax (woodchuck)
Lineage: Eukaryota; Metazoa; Chordata; Mammalia; Rodentia; Sciuridae
Gene: Cpne3
Product: copine 3
Exons: 16
Coding region: 152-1753 (533 amino acids)
Biological process (GO): cellular response to calcium ion; ERBB2 signaling pathway
Cellular component (GO): plasma membrane
Molecular function (GO): calcium-dependent phospholipid binding; receptor tyrosine kinase binding
Source: RefSeq, a predicted model, not a curated record
CACCCCAACCCCGGCUCCGCCCCGCCCCGCCCCGCCGCCAGAGCAGCCCCAGGUUCCUGUAAAUCCCGGGCGCUUCUGCACCCUCCCGGACCUAUCAGCUUGGUUUCCACUGUCGCCUGACUUUCAUCCCCAAGACCCAGAAUCUCGAGAGAUGGCUGCUCAGUGUGUCACGAAGGUGGAGCUGAAUGUUUCCUGUGACAAUCUCUUGGAUAAAGAUGUAGCAUCAAAAUCAGACCCGUUAUGUGUUUUAUUUUUGAACACGAGUGGUCAACAGUGGUAUGAGGUUGAGCGCACAGAAAGGAUUAAGAAUUGCUUGAGUCCCAAAUUUUCUAAGACAUUUAUUAUUGAUUACUACUUUGAAGUGGUUCAGAAAUUGAAAUUUGGGAUUUAUGAUAUUGACAACAAAACUAUCGAACUGAGUGAUGACGACUUCUUAGGAGAAUGUGAAUGUACCCUUGGACAAAUUGUUUCCAGUAAGAAGCUAACUAGACCACUGUUACUUAAAAAUGGCAAACCUGCAGGGAAAGGGAGCAUUACGAUUUCAGCAGAAGAAAUAAAGGAUAAUAGAGUGGUCUUGUUUGAAAUGGAAGCCAGAAAACUGGAUAACAAGGAUCUAUUUGGAAAAUCAGACCCAUACCUGGAGUUUCACAAGCAGACAUCUGAUGGAAACUGGCUGAUGGUUCAUCGAACAGAGGUUAUUAAAAAUAACCUGAAUCCUGCUUGGAAGCCUUUCAAAAUUUCUCUUAACUCCCUGUGCUAUGGAGAUAUGGACAAAACCAUUAAGGUAGAAUGUUAUGAUUAUGACAAUGAUGGAUCACAUGAUCUCAUUGGAACAUUUCAAACGACCAUGACAAAACUGAAAGAAGCCUCCAGAAGCUCACCUGUUGAAUACGAAUGCAUAAAUGAAAAAAAGAGGCAAAAGAAAAAAAGCUAUAAGAAUUCAGGUGUUAUCAGCGUGAAACACUGUGAGAUUACAGUAGAAUGUACGUUCCUUGACUACAUCAUGGGAGGAUGUCAGCUGAAUUUUACUGUGGGAGUGGAUUUCACUGGCUCCAAUGGUGACCCAAGGUCUCCGGACUCCCUCCAUUUCAUCAGCCCCAAUGGUGUCAAUGAGUAUUUGACUGCUAUCUGGUCUGUGGGACUGGUCAUUCAAGAUUAUGAUGCUGAUAAGAUGUUUCCAGCUUUUGGUUUUGGAGCUCAGAUACCACCUCAGUGGCAGGUAUCACAUGAAUUUCCAAUAAACUUUAAUCCAUCCAAUCCCUACUGUAAUGGAAUCGAAGGCAUCAUAGAGGCUUAUCGCACCUGUCUUCCUCAGAUAAAACUCUAUGGACCAACUAAUUUUUCUCCAAUCAUAAAUCAUGUGGCUAGGUUCGCAGCUGCAGCCACACAACAGAAGACAGCUUCUCAAUAUUUUGUGCUCUUGAUUAUUACUGAUGGUGUCAUCACAGACCUUGAUGAAACCAGGCAAGCUAUAGUUAAUGCUGCCAAGCUGCCUAUGUCCAUCAUCAUCGUUGGAGUCGGAGGAGCUGACUUCAGUGCCAUGGAGUUUCUGGAUGGUGAUGGGGGACCUCUUCGCUCCCCAUCUGGUGAGAUGGCCAUCAGAGAUAUUGUCCAGUUUGUGCCUUUCAGACAGUUCCAGAACGCUCCAAAAGAAGCACUUGCCCAGUGUGUUUUGGCGGAGGUUCCCCAGCAGGUGGUGGGCUACUUCAACACUUACAAGCUCCUUCCUCCCAAGAAUCCAGCCAUGAAAUAAAAGGAGCUAGCUUCGACCACUUAAGCAGAAUUCUUAUGCUAAAAGGAACAAUGCCAUUUCUUACACACAAUCAUGUAUCUGCUACUUUAUGUACUUUUACCCCAGCAUUCAUGAUGUAAAACUAGUUCUAUUUGAAUUAUAUCUGUUUAAAGAGUAGUUUUUAUACUUUUUGAGGGAGACAGUGCCAAGUCCAUGUUUGCCCAAUCAAUUCAGUGAUUGCUAGUGAUUUACAAUAAUUGCAGUUAGGCCUAUUUGGGUUAGAACCUUGUGUGGGGAAAGCUGAUUUUUUGUUGUUUACUUUUAUAUAAUAAAAUUGCCAUUUAUAAAUGUUUGUCAGUAGAAAGAGUGAAAAAUUGUUGGGAUGAUGUGAUUUUUCAGGUGGCUGUACUUUGUUCACAGUAAAUGUUUUACAGGUCAAUGUCUAUAACUAUUGAUUGAGAAAGCUUCUUAAAUUAGACAAUAUUGAAUUUGUUUCUGUGGAUCUCUAUUCAGUCUUUUUCCACUGGGCAAAAACUACCUUUACAGUUCACCAGAUUUGUGCUACAGUUUAGACACUGCACAAUUUACAAAACAGCAUGUACUCUCAUAGGACUUCAUGAAAAGGAAAAGUACAUACUCAAUUUUUAAAAUAUACAAUCAACAAGAAGAACCUCAUAUGAGUAAGCCAUUUUUAUUUGCUUUUCUAGAUUUUUUUCAUUGUGGAAUACUGUAAAUGUGCUCAGAUUUGGCCUUUCUUUUCAUUGAUUGAAUAUGAUGCUCAGGACUCCGUAAAUGCAUAGUUACAGGUUGUCCCAUAUCUACAUUGUUAGAUUAUUUUAAUCUGAGAUUUGCUAAAUAGGUUAGUAUUGCUUUGUCCAGAAAAGGUAUGAGGACCAAACAUAUAAGGUAAAAAUUCAGAAUUCCAUUUCCUUCUGAUGAAAGAUUUUACUUAUUAAAGAAAAAAUGAAAAUGAAAUUUUUUACUUUCCUUGCUAAGGUCAUAUACAUUGAUUUAUACAGAUUUAUUUAGGCAUUUUCUCCUUUUGUUAAGUAGCAUUUUUGUUUGAUUUCUAAAGUCAUGAUAGCAGUUAUCUAUUAUUGAAAUCACAUUUUAAUAAUGUAUUAUUUCCUAAAUCCAAAAUAUAUGCCAUUAAGUAUAAUAGCAGAUAUAACUUUAAAAAAAAGAAAAGAAAAAAAAUCCCUUUCCACUACUACAUUAGGAUAGAGUGGACUUAAUGAGCUUUUUGUUUGUUUGUUUGUUUGUUUGUUUUAAAGAAUAAUUUAGUUUCCUGGUGAUUGCCCUUCAGAACAUAUUACUAGGUAAGCAUUACAUUUUCAGAAACAAAUUCAGUAACAUUUGAUGGAGGACUUAUGUGCCAAGCAUUGUGCAUAGCUCUGUGUUGGCCAAUUAAUAAUUUAUCAUUUAUAAUUGUGUGUUUACCAUUAAGUGGAUGUACACAGCAACAUGUAGACCUGCCUCUCAGUGUCACUGAAAAUCCGCACCACAGCUCACGGCCUUUAUUCUCUUCAACAUCUAAAGGAGGUGAGCUGUCAGCUGUGAACAGCUUUGGCUUCUCAGAAACGGCUCACUGCCAAGGUCUGGCUCAGAAGGGAGCUACUUGUUGUCAUGGUUGCUUAGCCAGGUGAGCAGUCACCGCUCUUCCCUUGGCUAUCUGGGCCCCGGGUAUAUGCUGAUAACUUGAAGGUACCUAUCUAGUAGGCUUCCACUCCGUGGGACAGUUCAAUAGUCAAUAAGUGAUUUCAGCAUUGUCAAUAGAGGAGAAAGAAUUGAUCAUUCUUUCUUGUUUUGGAGUCUUUGUUGUCUCAGAGGUCCUAAUUUCAGUUAGGAAACAGCAUAGAUAUGCUUGUGUGCUUGGAAACAGCAUAAAUAUGUUGCUAUGGUUUUUAGAUUUUUCUUUUUAUAUAUAGGAAGUCUUUUAAAUAUUGACUUAUACAGUUUCUCAGUGUGUGGGUGAGGUGAACAGGUAGGAGAGGAGCCUCUCUGAGUGCCCUGGGCCUGCUCCUCAUGCUCCUUCCUUAACCACAUCCUCAGUAGCCCUGGAGUCACCUGCACAGGCCACUUGGUAACCUCUGGUCACAAGCAGCCAUUAUUUUCAUGGGACAAGUGGAAGUCACCACUGUCAGGUUGAUUUGGUCAUCAUAAUUUUUUUAUUCUGGUUCCACCAGAAUUGUUCCCUUUAGAAAAUAUUUUUCUUUAUUGAUUCUUGAUCAGUUUAAUUGUAGAUGUGUUAUUCAUAAGGGCUAUGAUUUCAGCAAAUAAAGGUAAUUGGUACCUUUCUUCAGUUUGAAAUAAAAGUAUUUACAGUUUCUGAAUUAUCAUGGUAUAAAAUCCUUACCAUUUGAACAUUCACAUGCUGUUUGGAUAUUGUUUUAUAUUAAAAUAGUCCUUUUCCCUGUUGUGCCACCAUUCAUUCAGAUACCCUCCAUUCUUUAAAUGUAUUUAAAGAAAAAAAUAACCAAAUGGACUUUCACAUCUCAUGUAAUCAAGUAUAUUACAAAUGUAUAUUAAAGUGACAGUUCCUGGGAAUACAUACUAUUUCUCAUGCACUUAGCAAGAAAGUAGUAUACCCACUAGCCUCGUCACCUCACCUUGUGAUUAGAAUGGAAAUUGUAAGAACAUUAAAAAUUUAAAGUCUGAUCAGGGAUUUACAACUGUUCACUCUGGGUAGUGCUUUAGGCAGCCUUUCCAAAGUUAAUUCAGGGCCCCAUUGCUGCUUAUGCUGUAUUUUUUUUUUUUUCAAUCUUUUGUCUUUUUCAUUUUGUAAAUUUCCUAGAAAGCCAUCUUCAAUCAGUCUCAUCUAGUCUGUACUUUAUCAUGGAAAUGUCAUAGAAGGUAGCCAGAAGUUUGGUAGAAAUUGGGAGAGACUAUUUUGCAUUUAUAUGGAUGUCCUAUGUGAUAGUAUGUAUAUAACUUACUAAUAUAUGAAUUGAUGUUAAAUGUAUCUUCUAUAUGAAUUCACUUUGGAUAAAGUUACUUCUUGAUGUGACAAAAUAGUGUCUUGUUUUUAUUUUUAUUCUUUCUCUACAUAUUAUCAAAAAAAUAGAAAAGCUAGAAAUAAAGUAUCUUAAUCCAUCUUCUGCUGCUAUAACAAAAUACCACAGGCUGGGUCAUUAAUAAAUAAUAGAGGUGGGAAGCUCAAGAGCCUAACACCUACAUCUGGCAAGGAUCUCUGUGGAACAUGGUGGAAGGGCAAGUGAGCACAUGUGAGACAGAGGUUUUUUGUUGUUGAAGUUGUUGUUUUAAAUCAGGAAACCACAUCCACAUUAACUAAUUCACUUCUGCAAUUGCAGCAUUAAUCCAUCCAUGAGGGAAGAGUCCUCCUGAUCUAAGUUUCUCUCUGUCAGUAGUGUUACACUGGCAAUUAAAUUUCAAAAGAUUUUUGUAGGGAACAUUCAAACCAUUGAAUAAAAUGGAUAUGGUAUUUUUUUCGGUGGCCUGUAUAUCAUAGUUUACUAAAUUAAACAUUUUUGGGGAUGUCAUUAUUUAUGACAUUUAUUUGUUUAAAAGUAUCAAAUGGGUUCAAUAUACUUUUCUAGGUACAAUAAAGGAAAGUUUCAUAGCUCAUUGCUAGGAUAACCUGACAUAUAUAAUACAUUUUAUUAUUUAUGUUAAGUAGGAUGGCAUGUUCACAUAACUUUUUAAAAUUUUAAAAAUUAUUUCUCUUAUUUUGCAAAAUUUAAAAUUAGUCCUUGGGGCUGGGGUUGUGGCUCAGCGGUAGAGCGCUCACCUAGUGUGUUCGAGGCCCUGUGUUUGUUCCUCAGCACUACAUAAAAAUAGAUAAAAAAAAUAAAACUAUUAAAAAAUAAAAAUAAAAUUACUCCUUAUUUUGCGAAAUUUAAAAUUACUUAAUUUAGACAAGGCUUUGCAAAUGCAGUGGGAUUCCAUGAAGCAAUCACAGUUACUGCCUUCAUAGAAAUGAUAGUCUGAGUAAUUAUUAAAGUAGUUAGACAUGAGGCCAGUGUGUGAGAAGCAUGUAGUAGGGAGGACUCAAACCCAUCUGGGAGGCAAGGAACUUUGCCACAAAGCUAAGGCCUGAAAGUUAGUUGGUGAAAGAGUUAAAAGCACUUAUGAAGGGAUCAUGUCUACAGCAUGAAUAUUCUAGAAAUGGAAAGAAAUUUGAGUUUGCUGGAAUGUAAAGUGUGAGGGGGCCCAAGUGCGGUGGCACAUGCUUGUAAUUCCAGCGGUUUGGGAGGCUGGGGCAGGAAGAUCACAUGUUCAAAGCCAGGCUCAGCAAAAGCAAGGUGCUAAGUAACUCAGUGAGACCCUGUCUCUAAAUAAAACACAAAAAUAGGGCUGGGAAUGUGCUGCAGCUGGACUGCGGCAGAUGGUGGCCCGUUACGGGGAGCCCCGGACACUGGGGGUAAGUGACGAAAAAAGCUGCCCGUCCAUAGAUAGGACUGGAGCAAAUCUGCUCAUCCCUAGGCAGAUAGGGCAAGAGGAAAAAUGACCAUUUCAAGAAAAUGGAGAAGAUUGAUACAGUAUGUUUGUAUCUUGUUUUGUCUCAGUGUAUUGUAUUGUCUUUGUGAUGAAAAUAUGGAAGGGAUGAGAAGUAAAUUACUAAGGGAAGAAGACACCCCAGUGGAACCAAGAAUAGUUAGGGCAUGUGUUGAUGGAAGCCCAGGAACUCUAGUCAGAAAGAAAAAGAAAGUUCAGAAGAAGAAAGAUUAUCAGGAAAAAAGUUGCAGCAAAAGGCUACUACUGAAUACUUUUCGUUACCGGAGGGUGCGUGAAUCGGUGCAGCGGCUGCCGAGUGUGCAAGCCGGUCACAGCGCAGCAAGGAUUUUCCAAGAGGCGGCGGCGACUGGCCCUUCCCCGCCUCCUGGCCGGGGAGCUGGCUCUUCCACUGCCGCGAGCCCAAAUCUAGACCUGACCUGGAGGCACAGUCUCGCAGGCUCUUGCUCCCUGUGCCCAGUAGCAGUUUGAGUCCGGGACACUCCCCAGGGCCAUCUGGGGCUGCCCAGGACGCUACAGCUGAUGUUUGGUCAUUUUCAAUGCCAAUAACUAAGCUACAAUGGUUCUCCCACACCUGGAGGCUGAUGAGUAAUAAGCGCCAUUAAGGCCUAUUUCAAAUGUAAAAAACCUUGAGAUAAUGUACUAAAUUGUUCAGAAGGUUGUUUUCUUAGUAGAAUGCUACAGGAUUUUCUUUAGCCAUCCGGAGUUCCUGCCUUCGUCCCAGUGCCAGUAAAGACCAAGGUGGAAGAAUUUCCAGUGUUGCUGAAAACUGGAGGAGACUUCGGAGCUAUUGCUGUUUCUGCUGCUACAACUUAAGCUAGCUGCCUGCAGAACUUACCUGGACUGUGAUUUAAGCUAGAUGCCUGCAGAACUUACCUGGACUGUGAUUUAAGCUAGCUGCCUACAGAACUUACCUGGACUAUGAUUUACCUGGACUGUGAGUUAAUCUAUUGAGACACUGCUUUCUGGAAUGAGACAACAAACUGUAAUCUACAACAAAUUGUAACUCGGUAUCUUUGCUAAUGGUGUCAUUGCUGGUAUAAUUUUUCCAAGGGCUUCUUGCAUGGAGCCAUCAAGUGGCUUGGUAUUGUGGCAUUUUGUAUCCUCCCUUUCUGUUUGUAGCAGGUUAUUUAUGGUGUUUCUGUAAAAACCACUAUGGUCAUUAUUUAAAUUAAACAAAAGAGGGAAAUGUUAGAGUCUGUAAACAAGUCAAAAAUAACACCUGGCAUUUUGCCAGGGGAAUGUUAGAGUUCGUAAACAAGUCUGGAUGGUGCCUGGCAAAAUGCCAGAGGGAGUGGUUUGAGAAGUAACAAAAGCGAGCCAUUAAGUGUGGAGAUUCCUUAUUGGUUGACUGAUGUAUCUAGUUUAUGCUAAUUAGAUAAGCUGUGUGGAAUGUAUAAAUACUGCUCCUGUCCUGCAAUAAAUGGCUCCCACUCCUGCUGUA